Messenger RNA from Rhineura floridana, 3709 nucleotides. RefSeq names its product COUP transcription factor 2-like. Gene Ontology annotation, biological process: regulation of transcription by RNA polymerase II; cell differentiation; anatomical structure development. NCBI's taxonomy places the organism in Eukaryota, Metazoa, Chordata, Lepidosauria, Squamata, Rhineuridae. Gene Ontology annotation, molecular function: zinc ion binding; RNA polymerase II cis-regulatory region sequence-specific DNA binding; nuclear receptor activity. The transcript has 4 exons. The coding region runs from base 1576 to 2718 and encodes 380 amino acids. The record is from RefSeq and is a predicted model, not a curated record.
GCCGCCGCCGCUGCUCCGGGAGGCAAGGGAAAGUUUCCAGCCUGCUCCGGCCACCCGAUCUUCCUCCCUUUUUUCUUUUUCGGUUGAAAAAAAGGUCCCGCCGGAGGAAGCCGGGCAGACUGAAGCGCGGAUCGUUGCGCUGGGACGGCGGUGCGCGCAAGAGGGAGCUGCGCCAAAGCGCAAAUCCAGGAUCUCUCUCUCUCUGUCUCCCCCUUCGGCGCGCAAGGAGGACAGCCGGGGGAGCCUUCUUUGCCCGGGAUGAGCCGGAGGGGGCGAAGGAGCCCCCCCACCCACAAAAGGGUCCGCAUCCGCGCUUGCUGUUAAACCUGCGGACCAGAGAAAGGGCGUAACUUUCUGUUUCCCCCUGUAAAACUCCGAGGAAGAAGGAUUCGACGGGGGAUCUGCGGCCAGGGCUGGACCCCCCUCCGCUCUGCUCUUGCCUUUCGGGUCAAGAGGAUGUUCCAGUCGCUGUGGGUGUUCCGGAAAGCGCCGCUCGCGUUGGGUUUUCCCGGGAAAUCCAACGUGCCGCCGCUCGUCUCCUGGAGAGCUCGCCCUCCUCUGGAAUUGAUUUUGGAGGGAGAAAUGAGCGUGCCCCCUGUACAGAUCUGUCAGGAUUUGAGUGUCUGCUAGAAGCUGCAGGUUCCUGGACAUAGUUUCGUUUUCCCUCCAUCGUAAAGCAAUGGGCGGCGGCGUGUGCCUAUAAAGGGACUGGCCAUGGACUUUCCAUCCUCUGGGAAUUGAGCAGCGGGGGCGAGAGAGAGGGAGCGACUUCUGCCUCCUUCUCUGCUGGGCUUUUGCCAAACUGAGGCAUUGUCAUAAUCACCGUCAUUAUUCUCUUUUUCAAGCAAAGGAGGCAAAAGGGAGAGGGCAAGAGCGAGCGUGUUGGGAAGGAAAGAGCAAACCCAAGGGUGGACGUGGAAGUAGUAGACGCUUGUUGAUCGCAGCACUGGUGAUUGUGAUUAUCUGCGGUGAGGAUUUAGGACUCCCUUGACCAGUUCAGAAGAAAGCCGUCCUUUCAGGUGCCUGCCCAGUGUUGGGGGAAGAAGAGCUGCCAAAGACACCCCCACUUGUUCCUAGUCUUCUCCCUAACCCCUGCUGCCAGAAAAGGAAUGCCGUCUUUUGCCAGCAAGUGGAUUCUUCAGCGCCCUUUCAUCUUCUGGAUCCCUUUUGCCACCAUCCUCGUCUUCGCCACUGUCACUCUCUCCUUCAAAGCUUGCCCCAUCCACCCGCCCCUCCGUGCUAAGCCUCAGCUGCUCUCCACAUUCCCCCUCCCCUCCUCUUCCCCCUCCCCUCUCCUCCACUUAGCAUCCUGUCUCCUUCCAGUCCACCCCCUCCUUAUCCCCCCGUCUCUCCUCCUUCCCCGGCCUUCCCUUCUUCCCCUUCCCACCCACCCGCCCCUCCUCUCUAGCUGCUAGUGUUCUUUUCUCCUUGGCCACCCCCUUGGGCUUCUUUCAGCCUGCCUCCUGUCCUCCUCAAGAGCAGGCUUUUGCCCCUAGUCUUCUCCCCUUCCAGCUCUCCCUGUUCUGGCUCUCCUCCACUUCUGGCCAGGUGCUGCUUUACCCCUCCCCUCCUAGGAUGGCUCUGGUGGUGACCCCCUGGCAGGAGGAGCUUCCUGGGGGUCCCCCGGGGGUCCCCCUGCAACCGGCACCAAUCCCCCAGGAGCCUGGCGGGGGAAGCAGCGGGGAGGGCAAGGGGCCGGUCGUGGACUGCCUGGUGUGCGGGGACAAGGCCAGUGGGAAGCACUACGGGCAGUUCACCUGCGAGGGCUGCAAGAGCUUCUUCAAGCGCUCCGUCCGCCGGAACCUCAGCUACACCUGCCGUGCCAGCCGGCAGUGCCCCGUCGACCAGCACCACCGUAACCAGUGCCAGCACUGCCGACUCACCAAGUGCCUCAAGGUUGGCAUGCGCCGUGAAGCCGUCCAGCGGGGGCGCAUGGCACACACUCAGCCCAGCCCGGGCCAGUAUCCACUGACGAACGGGGACCCCUACAAUUGCCACUCCUACCUGACGGGCUUUAUCUCCCUCCUGCUCCGGGCGGAGCCUUACCCAACCUCUCGCUAUGGUACCCAGUGCCUGCAGCCCAACAACAUCAUGGGCAUCGAGAACAUCUGUGAGCUGGCGGCCCGCCUCCUCUUCAGCGCCAUUGAGUGGGCCAAGAACAUUCCUUUCUUCCCCGACUUCCAGCUGGCUGACCAGGUCUGCCUGCUGCGCAUGACCUGGAGUGAGCUCUUCGUCCUCAACGCGGCCCAGUGCUCCAUGCCGCUCCACGUGGCCCCCCUCCUGGCUGCUGCUGGCCUCCACGCCUCCCCCAUGUCUGCUGACCGCGUGGUGGCCUUCAUGGACCACAUCCGGGUCUUCCAGGAGCAGGUGGAGAAACUGAAGGCUCUGCACGUCGACUCGGCCGAAUACUCCUGCCUGAAAGCCAUUGCGCUCUUUACGCCAGAUGCAGUGGGACUGACGGAUCUGUGCCACGUGGAGAAUGUCCAGGAGAAGUCACAGUGCGCCUUGGAAGAAUACGUCCGGAACCAGUACCCCAACCAGCCAAGCCGUUUUGGGCGCCUCCUCCUGCGCCUCCCCUCCCUGCGCAUCGUCUCCGCCCCUGUGAUCGAGCAGCUCUUCUUUGUCCGCUUGGUGGGCAAGACUCCCAUUGAGACGCUGAUUCGGGACAUGCUGCUUUCAGGGUCCAGCUUCAACUGGCCAUACAUCCCCAUUCAGUGAAGGCAGCUGGGAUGCUUUUGCCCCAAACUGGGUGACGGGGGAGGGGGAGCCUCACUGAUUCACAGACAAUGGGCUGUCGCUUAGGUGGCUGGAGGGCCUCUCAAAAGGGCGCCCUCUGAGACAGCCAGGAAAUGACAUCAAGUAGGUGGAGCCUGAGGGCACUUUCCUAGUUCCUUUUAGUCGUGGUGGGGCAUGUGGUUGGAAGAUCAGACUGCACCCUUUCAUAUUUAUACCAUAAACAGAACAGUGAGCCUGAGCCAUGUGUGGCUUUUUUUUUAAAAAAAUGUUUUGUCUACAACAAUCUUAGUCUUUGCCCCCAAGAGAACUAUACUGAAACAAGGGCAUUAUGGAUCCUGAACACGAGAUUGUUUAUUGUCCCGUUUCUAGGACCUAUACGUUCAUUGGUGGUUUUUCUGAGCCCACCCUUUCCAGUGGUGAAUGUUUUGUAGAUGACAGAACUGCCUACUAGGCGACCGUUUGCAGUAGGUUGCGACACACUGUUGGUGGCAAACUACAAUGCUUGGGACUUGCUUAGCCUCCGUUGUGCAGUGAGACCUCGUGCUCUUUCACCUUCCCUUUUGUGUUGGGGCAUAAAUGUGUAAAGGAAAAAGAAGUUCUGGGGCCAUUGGGAAAAAAAAGACUUGCCUCUCCAGCCUGAUUCGGUGGAGAAAAAUAACUUGCCUCUUCAGGCCCACCUCCAUGUAUGUGUGAGAAUGACCUUUACAAUACUGCAAGGAGCCCCAAAGUAUUACAGGAUCCCUCCUCUGCUGGAUAAAAUUACAGCCUAGGGAAUUGUCUAGGUUCCGUGAUGAUUGGGAGUGGGGGGAGGAUGCGAUACCGGAUAUGGAAGAAAUCAACCGAGGUAGCUGGAGUUCAUGUCAGUGGGGUGGUGGUGGAGGGGGGCACAUUGUUUUUUAAAAGAGGGCUGAAAUGUCUUGGGGAGAAACUUACUAUUUAUAAAAUAAAAGAAACCCAGAUUAUAUCCUAUUCU